UCCUAAUAUUCCUACAGGCCGUUCCUGCUCCUCCCUCCUCUCAUGGAGUGGAUCAGAGUUGCCGUGGUGCACGUCGAACAUCGCCGCAGCCUAUUGGUGGACAGCGAUGACGUCAGACAGACAGCCAGGCAGCUCCUCCCAGGACUGGACUGUGAGCCCCGACAGCUGAAAUUGGAGUGCUGCUUCCAGUCCUUUAAAUGUUUGGAUGCUGAAGCCGCUGCGGCAAAGUUCCAGCUGGAUUUGGGCUUCAGGAUGCUCUCGUGUGGGCGAGCAGAUCUGGUCCGUCAGGCCAUGGGGCUGCUGGGAGCUGAGGGGAUGAACACCAUGGACGACCAGGGGAUGAGUCCUCUGAUGUACGCGUCGGCAGCAGGAGAUGAAGCUCUGGUUCAGAUGCUCAUAGAGGCCGGAGCUCACCUGGACCAGCAGGUCCCCGGCUGCUCGGCCUCAAACCCGUCGGUUCACCCCGGCAGCCGGCGCUGGGUGGCUCUGACGUUCUCCGUGCUGCACAGUCACCUGUCUGUGGCUCAGCUGCUGCUGGAGGCCGGAGCAGAUGUGGAGGGAGGAGCACAGCUGGACGGUCAGGAGAGCUCGGCCGAGACGCCGCUGCAGCUCGCUGCUGCUGCAGGUUACUACGAGAUGGUGAGCCUGCUGCUCAGCCACGGAGCUGACCCGCUGCUCAGAGUGCAUCAUGGGAAUUCACUCACAUCGCCGCUAUAUGAGGACAUGAACUGCUUCACCUACGCUGCGGCACACGGACACCGGAACAUCCUGAGGAGGCUGCUGUUGCAGCCUCAGCACAGGAAGGAGGACAUCCUCUCUCUGGAGGAGAUCCUGGCUGAAGGAGUGGAGGAGGAGGAAGAAGAGGAGGAGGAGGAGGAGGAGGAGGAGGAGGUGGAGGACUCAAAAGCUCCGGAUUCCCCGAGCCCUGUUCCCAGACUGUGUAAGGCCAGGAUGAAAGCCCUGCAGCAGGCGGCCUACUACAGCGCCGAGCACGGUUACCUGGACGUCACCAUGGAGCUCAGAGAGAUGGGUGUUCCCUGGAUGCUCCACAUCUGGCUGGAGUCUCUCCGCAGAGCACAGCAGCUGUGUCGGGACAAAGUGAUCGUCUCCCUCCUCACAGAGUUCCCCUGCAUCAGGACGGAGGACUACAGCCCCGAGCUCCUCUCCACAGGGAUACCGCUCAUGUUCAGCAUGCUGGAAACCAGCAAGGACUUCGUCCUCACCAAACGUUUGGCCUCCGUCUUCUCUCACUGCUACAGCUGCUCUCCGGUUCCUCCGGUCCGUCCCGUGGACGUCGGUCUGUCCACUCAGCUCGGUAACACAUCAUCAUGUGACAACGAGACGUAUCGACGACACUCAGCGACAACUUUAAUGGAUCUCCUGUCGUCUCCGUCCUCAGACAUUCACUUCCUGAACAGCCAGGAGAUGUCCGACGUCACCUUCAUGGUGGACGGACGUCCGUUCUUCGCUCACCGAGUGCUGCUGAUGUCGGCUUCUGAGAGGUUUCGGCGGAUGCUCUGCGACUCCCCCGACAACAUCAUCCAUGUCAGUCACAUGACCUACGGCACCUUCCAGAUGAUGAUGAAGUCUCUGUACUGUGGAGGGACGGAGGGACUGACCAUCUCCCAGUCUGACGCCAUGACGCUGCUUCCGUUGGCCACUUUCUUCCAGCUCAGAGGUCUUCAGAGAAGCUGUGAGAUGAAGUUGUCUCAAGGUGUGACUGUGGACAACGCCGUCAACAUCUACCAGACGGCCAAGGUACAAACACACACGCACACACACACACACACACACGGUGACAUGAUAAGAGUUCUUAUUGUUCAAAUAAAGAAGAGAACUGGAAUGUUAAUUUAGAGGAAGCUUUAUGACAUUAUAAAAUAUAUCGGUAAACUUCCAUUUAAUCAACCUUUAAUUAAACAUAGUAUUGAUCUCGAGCAGCUUAUUUUCCUUUGGAAGUUGACCUCAAAAUCAGUUGUUAUGAAAGUUUAUGAUGUAUUAUUUUAUUUCAGAUUCUGACUCGUUGAAAUGUUUUAUUUGGGUUUUUUAAAUGUUCACAUACAGUUGAACUUCAGACUCUCGUCUCAACAAAUAAAACAAGUUGUAUUGAAUAACAAAACUUGUUUGAUAAGUU
Anarrhichthys ocellatus (wolf-eel) is the source of this 2131-nucleotide messenger RNA. Its product is annotated as ankyrin repeat and BTB/POZ domain-containing protein 2-like. The record is from RefSeq and is a predicted model, not a curated record. Gene Ontology annotation, molecular function: protein binding. The transcript is spliced from 12 exons. NCBI's taxonomy places the organism in Eukaryota, Metazoa, Chordata, Actinopteri, Perciformes, Anarhichadidae. The coding region runs from base 43 to 1854 and encodes 603 amino acids.